Messenger RNA from Alosa alosa (allis shad), 2076 nucleotides. It is a transcript of the gene bcl7bb, whose product is annotated as BAF chromatin remodeling complex subunit BCL7B b. The coding region runs from base 640 to 1245 and encodes 201 amino acids. The transcript is spliced from 6 exons. NCBI's taxonomy places the organism in Eukaryota, Metazoa, Chordata, Actinopteri, Clupeiformes, Clupeidae. The record is from RefSeq and is a predicted model, not a curated record.
ACUUUUGUUCAAAGCCACUAAUAGAUACCAAUGGUCCAGUGUCCCUGGUGCAACUCUGGGUUAAAUGCCCCGCUAAAGACACGACAGUGGCAGCCAGAAUCGAACUCGUGACUUUUUGGGGCUGUUGCAUGCUAUCCAAGUUCCUUAACUUUACAAUCAUUAUUGCAUUUGCCGUGCUGCCUCCAGAGUAGCAGGCCCAGACAGGAGAGACAGGACAUGAGCAGAGGUCAUUCUCCAUUCCCCACUACAUUACAAAACAGACAUGACUUCUAGUUUAGGAUUUAUCAUAGGCAGCAACAUCGGUAAAAUAUGGAUUCGUUUUAUCACCCUUAUCGUAUUUAUUUUUUCUUUUCGUAUUUAAGUAUUUUUUUCAGGUUUUUGAGGAAACAGAAAAAAGUUAACCAACAUUUUAAAAUUGUCAAAAAUGGCUUAUGCCAUUAUUUUAGUAAGGUGACGUUACCAACUUCCAUGUCAAACACUUGAGCCACAGACUCUUGAAGUGACACGGAUAUCAGAGAGAGAGGGUUGAGAGGGAGAGAGAGAUAUGAAGCCUCGCGAGACUGUGAAGAGAACUGCAAGACAGAGUCGGAGGGAAAACUAAGAAAAAAAGGCUUCUGACAAAAUAUCAAGCAUCAAAAUAUGUCUGGACGGUCCGUGCGAGCCGAGACGCGGAGUCGCGCAAAAGAUGACAUCAAAAAGGUGAUGGCGGCUAUCGAGAGAGUCCGGAGAUGGGAGAAGAAAUGGGUGACGGUUGGAGACACAUCAUUGAGAAUAUUUAAAUGGGUCCCUGUAUCUGAGACCAAGCAGAUAUUCAAGAGUAAAAGCCGGAGUGGAGCAGUGAAAGAAUUAAAAGGGUUCCCAACAGACGUCGUUCUGGAAAACGCACGCUCUGUCCUUCUCGACUUCCAAGAUGACAACAGUAACCAGAGUUUCUUGUCAGAUGCUUACCAGCCCAGUGCCAAAGUGGACAGCAGCACAAACUCCAGCCCCCAGCAUGCCAGUGGUGCAGUGAGCCCCUCCUCACAGCCCUCUUUCUUCCGCAUAGAGGACUCACAACCCCCCACACUUGGACAGGAGACUAUGGAGGAGCCAGCACUACCAAGUUCUGAGGUCACUGACGAACCUCCAACUCUGAUCAAAGAAGACCUGCAGCCACUCUCCAACUUAGAGGAGGAGGAGGAGGAGGCAUCCGGUGUUCCACCACUGAAGAGAACAUCCACAGAUCAAAACUCUGUGCUGAGCUAGCCCAGAAUCCUUUGCAGUCAGGCGGCCACUUCUCCACUCCAUCCAGUACACACACACACACACACACACACACACACACACACACACACACACACCCUACACCUUUUUAGUACUUUGCAAAGCAUCAAAAUUAUCUGCCUCUUCAUUUUCUGCUGUUUGUGGUGGAGAAUGAUGUUGUACACAGCAGCUAUACACAACUGGCUUUUGCUUUUUGCUUUUUAUAUCACGCCCCAUGGAAAACAAGUGCAUGACAGUCUCUUCCUAUAAAUAGCAGCACCUCAUCCCAGGUGUCUGACAUAAGUGUUCAGAGGUCAAGAACAGCACAAAUAACAAAUCUAAGGUGUCAUGUUUUGUCACCAUACCAAAAGGAACUCUGCUGAAAGUUUGAAAUUUGAAGUUUGUAUAUGUAUAUAAAUACUCGAAUUAACGAGAAGAGCAAAGUAAUACUCAUGUUGAGUGGCUUGCAAGUAUGGCUUGGUAAACAUUAUUUAAUCUCAGCUAAAGGUCCUUGUAUACUGUCUUGCAUUUAACUAUAUUCAUUGCCUAACGAUUCAUUAUCGCACAUAUGCAGUAUAUAUUUUGGUUUUCUUCCUGUAUGCACUAUACUUGUAAACUUGAAGGAACACAUCCAGCACUCAUCAUUCUGCUUAUGCACUUCUGAUAUGCGGCUGCAUUCAUGCAAAGUAUUUCCACCAUUAUCCAUGUUUUAUAUAUAUUUUUCGCUAUAAAAUUAAUUUUGAUUUUUUCACGUUCACAUCUGGAGAGUGUUUACACGACAAGCCAAGAAUUGUAUCAUAUUUUUCUGUCAAUAAAUGCAAAUAUAUAAAGUUA